GAUAAAUGUAUUAUAUCUUAGUAGAAAUGUCAAUACUAACGAGGUGUCUAUUCUCCAUGUCAGUUUAUCAGCACUUCUCUCCUGUCUGCCAGCGAGGAGGAGGAGGAGGAGGAGGUCUCUGUAGUUUCUUCAUUUACGUCACCCCUCUUUCAAUCCCUUCCUCCUUCCGUCCUGCUCUACAUACAACGUCAACGGGGGACACCACGUUCAAACUGGUUUCUCAUAUUAACACCCACCACAAUCACUUCGCCACCAUAAACCUCUUUUGGAACCAGGAGGAAGCCAGCAGGCGCCUGGUUAGAUGUGAGCCCAGGGAGAUGGCCAGACAGGUUGAUUCUGGCACUCAGACUGAUCCUGUGGUGGUUCUGUCUCUAGCCCAGGCUGCUGUUCUGGGGCUCAUCUCUCAGAAUGAGGUGUUUGGUGCUACCAUCGCUCCUAAUGGCUUCUACACAGGAGAACCUAAAGAGUCCCCUGCCCUGCCUGUAGAGGGGGUGGAUUACGAAUACGCUGAUCAGCUGAUAGGAGCUAACGGAGAUUACCUGGGAGAAAACCUGCCUGAAGACGGACACAUGCAGCCCAGCUGUAGCCAGAGGAGGUGGCACGGACCACCCCCCGAGGGGAAGAUGGUAGGGCCCGAGCGCCAUGCUGGAGUGCCUGUGGACGGGUCAUCCCAAGUGAAAGGAGAAGGGGUUAUCACUGGCCUGACGUCCUGUGUUCACAUGCUGAACAACCUGGCUACUACUAGAGGGGGAUUGGUCCAGGUUGACCCCGCCUCUCUCCGUGCCGCCGCCCAAAAAGGCUGUGCCGAGUGUGACAGAGACAUGUCCAGCCAGCAGGCUAACACACACCCUCACACACACUCCCAGGCAGGGCACAGCCAUAAAGGGGAGCCGGGGCAUCGAGGCCUGCAGGGGCAGAGGGGGCAUCAGGAGAGAGCAAGGGAGGAGGAGGAGGAGGAGGGAGAGCAGGGAAACAGCCUGAUGAAAGGAGGACAGGAGGAGACUAUCAGCAGCUACUUCCAGUCCAGCGAGGUGGGGGGGUACGAGGGUGGGGAGAUCUACCAUGAGAACAGCCAGGGUAUGAUGUGGGGCAACCAGCUGGAGCAGGGGGUAGGGGGAAGAGGAGGAGCUGGAGCAGGAAGAGGAGGGACCCAUCGUCACCACGCCCGGAGGGUUGACCGUCUAGACAUCAACAUCCAGAUAGAUGAGUCGUACUGCGUGGACAUGGGGGAGGGGCUGAAGAGAUGGAAGUGCCGUAUGUGUGAAAAGUCUUACACCUCCAAGUACAACCUGGUAACUCACAUCCUGGGUCACCAGGGCAUCAAGCCCCACGCCUGCCCCCACUGUGGGAAGCUGUUUAAACAGCCCAGCCACCUGCAGACCCACCUGCUCACCCACCAGGGAACUAGGCCUCAUAAAUGCACCGUGUGUAAGAAGGGCUUCACCCAGACCUCCCACCUGAAGAGACACAUGCUGCAGCACACCGACGUCAAACCUUACAGCUGCCGCUUCUGUCGCCGUGGCUUCGCCUACCCCAGCGAGCUCCGCGCCCACGAGACCAAACACGAGCGCGGGCGCUGCCACGUGUGUUCCCAGUGUGGCAUGGAGUUCCCCACCUACGCCCAUCUGAAGCGCCACCAGACCAGCCACCAGGGACCAACUACUUACCAGUGUACAGAGUGCAACAAGUCCUUCACCUACCGCAGCCAGCUGCAGAACCAUCUACUGAAACACCAGAGUCCUCGGCCAUAUUCCUGUUCCCACUGUGGGCUGGAGUUUGUCCAGCUGCACCACCUCCGCCAGCACGCCCUCACACACAAGGGAAUGAAGGGUCAUAAGUGUGAGGUGUGUUCCCGUGAGUUCACCUUGUCAGCCAACCUGAAGAGACACAUGUUGAUCCACAACAGCAUCAGACCCUUCCAGUGUCACAUCUGCUUCAAGAGCUUCAUCCAGAAACAGACGCUCAAAACGCACAUGAUCGUCCACCUGCCCGUCAAACCCUUCAAAUGCAAGGUGUGCGGGAAGUCAUUCAACAGAAUGUACAACCUGCUGGGUCACAUGCACCUCCACGCCGGCUCCAAACCCUUCAAGUGUCCUUACUGCUCCUCUAAGUUUAACCUGAAGGGGAACCUCAGCCGACACAUGAAGGUCAAACACGGCAUGGACAUCUCACCUGACGGACAAGAUGCUCUUCCUGGGAUGGAGGGCCAGGGCCACUAUGAGGAGGACAACUUUGACUUUGGGACCUCAGGGGCAAACAACAACAUGGAUAAUGGAGGCUCCCAGAACCUCACCAAGCUCACCACGGCCAACAUGGACGACAUGGACAACUAUUACAACUUUGGGAAGGAUACAGCUAACUACAACACGUCUUGAGCAGCAGGAGAAUAGUGUUAAUGGACUACAGACCAUUAGACACCAUGGAUUAAUGGAGAAGAGACCAUGGGUUAAUGGUGGACUAACUGCAGACCAUGGGUUAUUGGUGGACUAACUACAGACCAUGGGUUAUUGGUGGACUAACUACAGACCAUGGGUUAUUGGUGGACUAACUACAGACCAUGGGUUAUUGGUGGACUAACUACAGACCAUGGGUUAUUGGUGGACUAACUACAGACCAUGGGUUAUUGGUGGACUAACUACAGACCAUGGGUUAUUGGUGGACUAACUACAGACCAUGGGUUAUUGGUGGACUAACUACAGACCAUGGGUUAUUGGUGGACUAACUACAGACCAUGGGAAAACAGAAAGGAAAAUGUCACACUGCUGCUCAUGCUCCCAGCUGAUAUUUAUUUAUAACGUUUCCACCCUUAGGUCUUCAUCAGGUAUCCAGGACCUAAUGGUGGAAACAUUGUUAUAAAUAAAUAUCUGGGAACACGAGCAGCAGUGUGGCAUUUUCCUUUCUGUUUUCCAUGAGUUUACCUAGAACUCCAGCACCUGUGGGAAGUACCUGGAUGUGUGUAUGUUCUUCAGCUUUUGUUAAUGGAGAGGAGACCAUGGGUGGGGAAACAGACAACAUGGCUGCCGUGCUGUGGCAGUGAGAGACUGGGUUAGGGCGUGCUGUUGCAGUGAGACUAGGUUAGGGCGUGCUGUGGCAGUGAGCAAGACUAGGUUAGGGCGUGCUGUGGCAGUGAGUCUAGGUUAGGGCGUGCUGUGGCAGUGAGAGAGACUGGGUUAAGGUUAGGGCGUGCUGUGGCAGUGAGACAAAGGGGGGGUUCAUGGACUCUUUAAGAACCAGAACUGACCUGUACUGAUGGAGGGGCAGGACAUGCACUUCAACAGCCAAUUCGCUCCACCCAUCUCUGAUAGAAGUGACUCUGAGACUGACGAUUGUGUCUAGAAGUCCUUUGGUAUAUUCUACCAGACAUGAUUGGUCUAGAAGUCUUUGGGAUAUUCUACCAGACAUGAUUGGUCUAGAAGUCUUUGGGAUAAUCUACCAGACAUGAUUGGUCUAGAAGUCUUUGGGAUAAUCUACCAGACAUGAUUGGUCUAGAAGUCUUUGGGAUAUUCUACCAGACAUGAUUGGUCUAGAAGUCUUUGGGAUAAUCUACCAGACAUGAUUGGUCUAGAAGUCUUUGGGAUAUUCUACCAGACAUGAUUGGUCUAGAAGUCCUUGGGAUAAUCUACCAGACAUGAUUGGUCUAGAAGUCCUUUGGGAUAAUCUACCAGACAUGAUUGGUCUAGAAGUCUUUGGGAUAUUCUACCAGACAUGAUUG
Molecule: messenger RNA, 3712 nt
Organism: Oncorhynchus gorbuscha (pink salmon)
Lineage: Eukaryota; Metazoa; Chordata; Actinopteri; Salmoniformes; Salmonidae
Product: zinc finger protein 710-like
Exons: 5
Coding region: 6-2375 (789 amino acids)
Biological process (GO): regulation of transcription by RNA polymerase II
Cellular component (GO): nucleus
Molecular function (GO): RNA polymerase II cis-regulatory region sequence-specific DNA binding; DNA-binding transcription factor activity, RNA polymerase II-specific
Source: RefSeq, a predicted model, not a curated record